Messenger RNA from Trichosporon asahii var. asahii CBS 2479, 984 nucleotides. RefSeq names its product hydrophilic protein. The transcript has 2 exons. Gene Ontology annotation, molecular function: damaged DNA binding. Bases 1 to 984 code for a protein of 327 amino acids. The record is from RefSeq and is a predicted model, not a curated record. Gene Ontology annotation, biological process: base-excision repair; UV-damage excision repair; nucleotide-excision repair, DNA damage recognition. Gene Ontology annotation, cellular component: nucleotide-excision repair factor 1 complex. NCBI's taxonomy places the organism in Eukaryota, Fungi, Basidiomycota, Tremellomycetes, Trichosporonales, Trichosporonaceae.
AUGCCAGACCUGACGCCGCAGCAGGCGCGCUUGGCGGCACUGAACCGGUUGAAGGCGAAGCAGAAGCUCUCCAACACGAGCAGCACCAGCAAUGACACCAGCAAAGGACCAGGAUACGUGAACAAGGCGGCUCCGCUGCCGUCCUCGGCGCGCAACAUGGUUGCGGAGCAACAAGCCGCGGCGGCCGAGACGACAGCACCGUUGCCGCGCGACUCACGACUGGGCAAGUACUUCGAGUACGACCUGAGCAAGCUGCACAACUCGCGUGGAGGCUUCUUGACCCAGGAAGAUGAGGAGGGCGACCGGAUCAAGAGCGUCAUCGAGCUCGCGAGGGAGAAGCAGCGCGAGAAGCAGAUGAUGCGCGAGGGAGAGGAACCGGCCAUCUUCCCCGACACAUCGCCGCGGUGCUCUGAAUGUAAAUCGCUCGAAAUCGACCACCAGUUCCUCAAGGUGUUUGAUGUCCGCGUGUGCAAGAGCUGCAAGGAGAAGCAUCCCGAGAAGUACUCGCUCCUCACCAAGACGGAGUGCAAGGAGGUGAGCCGUACCCUCAUCAAUGCUCAGCUAGAAAUUUGGGAUACAGCUGACGCCCAGGACUACCUUCUUACCGAUCCGGAGCUGCGAGACACGGACCUGCUGCCGCACCUGCUCAAGGCGAACCCGCACGCAUCGACGUACUCGAACAUGAUGCUGUUUCUGCGCAUGCAGGUCGAGGAGGUUGCGUGGAAGAAGUGGGGCGGCAAGGAAGGUCUCGACAAGGAGUGGGAGCGGAGAGAGGAGUUCAAGAAACGCAAGCGGGAAGCCAAGUUUGAGAAGGGGCUGAGAGAUCUCCGUAAACGUACGCGAAACAACCAGUUCCAGCGACGACAGGAGGCCCAGCACGUCCACGAGUUUGUCGCCAUUGAGGAGAUCGAGGAUGAGGACGGCAAGACCCGCCAACUGCAGCGCUGCGACUGCGGCGCCGAGCAGGAGGUCGAAGUUAUGUAG